Messenger RNA from Symbiodinium natans, 693 nucleotides. The record is from the annotation of a GenBank genome assembly. NCBI's taxonomy places the organism in Eukaryota, Dinophyceae, Suessiales, Symbiodiniaceae.
AUGUCUGGGCGUCUGCAGGCGGAAGCGCAUGCUGAAGGGCAGAAAGAGGUCAUCACAGCCAAGAGCGCCUGCGGCAUGGCCUUGCGUGGAUCAGCUUUGCCGCUGCGUUACGUUCCGGACCCUUCAAAUCACGCACAAUUCCUGCCAGAACUCUUCAACUCAGCGGAGGAGGCGAAGGCCAUGGCAGAGAAGCUGAAGGCAGCGGGCGACGACAAUGUGCUUGAUGAGCCCAUCAACAUGCUGCCGCCCGUCCUGCCAGAAGGUGAAAAGACCCUGGACAUGCUGGGAGACAUGGGGCAGGAGGCCUUGACAGCCUUGGGCCAGGGCAAUCUAGGUUCUGUAGCGACCAUUGCUGGGAGUGCAGUCGAAGAGGGCCUUUCAGCGGUGCAGGAGGACGAAUUCCCCUGGGACAAAGUCGCCUUUGUCUUCUUCGGGUUCGCACUGCUGGCAAACAGUGCACAGUUUGUGUACCCGCUUCUCGAGGAGAUCUUAGAGGACGAAGAGGACGACUUCGACCGACUGCCCAUGCCAAUGAGGGCUGGCGCCCGGAAAGCCGUGAGCCAGAUCGAGGAGAUCGAUCUGAAGCUCCCUCCGAAGCCGAUGUCCGACACCAUCGCGGAGAAAGAGAAGUUGAAGAAGCCCAAGCAGCCGAAGCCGGACUUCAAGGAAGACGACUUCAAGAAGUCGGCAUAG